Chiloscyllium plagiosum (whitespotted bambooshark) is the source of this 1080-nucleotide messenger RNA. The record is from RefSeq and is a predicted model, not a curated record. Lineage: Eukaryota; Metazoa; Chordata; Chondrichthyes; Orectolobiformes; Hemiscylliidae.
CUGUUCAUCCCUCUCCCGCCAGAAAUCGGUCCCUGUCGCCCUUCAAUUCCAGUCCCACGUUGGUCCCAGAAUACUAUCCAUGUGGCGUCCCAAUCCCUAUCUCCUGUUGGCCAUCUGACCUCAGGCUUCCCGUUGGCCUUCUCCAUCGAUCUGCCUCUGCACCUUGACCCCUGAGUGUGUCGAAAUAAUGUCAUACAUCAAGAAGCCCAAAAUGACGACGGCCACUCUACGACAGAAAGGCAUUCAGGGCCUGUUCGCGAUCUCCCCACGACGGAUGAUGAGUCAGAUGGUGAGAGUACUGGCAUACGAUCAUCUAACCAGGUAGUUCUGCAAGCACCAAUGGUUGAAGUUGCAGAUCCAGAAGGGCACUCAAUGCUGGUCCACCAACCAUGGACCAUGAAGGAUUUGGAAAUAGCCUAUGGGCAGUUGCCUGACCAACGCGAGGUUGGAGGCAAUAAGUUCACUGAUGAGGUGACAAAGUUCUGUACCGAGUUCCAUCCUACGUCACAUGAGAUGAGACGUCUCUUGGGACGAAACUGGGUGCCGAUGAUCGCCAAAAUCAAGUAUAACUGGCCAGCUGUAAACAUCCAUGCCAGAUCAACCGACCUGCAAGCAGAAGAGAACGGAGACUUAAAUGCUUUUGCUGCAACGAUGGCAACCGCCUGUAGGCAGGCAUUCCCAGUGCGAAUGGACAUGACCAAAAUAGCAAUGUGUAAACAACGAGAAGGUGAGACAGUGUCCCAGUAUCUUACGAGCCUCACUGAAGUCCAUAACGUCCAUAGUGGACUGAGACCACCUGAUGACAAAACGACGGCAGAAAUCACUGUGUACGAAGCACACCUGAGGACUAGCUUCAUCAAUGGAAUGAAGGAUGAAAUAGCGAAAAAGGUAAAAGGCACAUGUUUUACCUGGGAUACAGGAAAGCUGAAUUUGAUAGAACCACAUGCAAUACAUGCUGAAAAAUUGCUUACCCAAGAGAAGGAUAAGCAGAAAUUAAAGAUUGAACAGCAAGCACAUAAAGCUCAGCUUACUAUGAUGUAAUUGGUCAUCCAGCCAUUGGAAGGAGGUGCUGCGGGAGGA